Mya arenaria is the source of this 3980-nucleotide messenger RNA. RefSeq lists its product as uncharacterized. Gene Ontology annotation, molecular function: oxidoreductase activity. Lineage: Eukaryota; Metazoa; Mollusca; Bivalvia; Myida; Myidae. The record is from RefSeq and is a predicted model, not a curated record. The transcript has 9 exons. The coding region runs from base 120 to 947 and encodes 275 amino acids.
UAUCUAGCCUCGUAUAAAACACGAGGUAAUCCCUUUAAUACAACCAUUUGUGAACUGAAAUAAAGACAACCACAUGUUAACGUUAUAAGACCAGGACUAUUUUCACUGCAUAGGCAAGGAUGGAAUCGUUAAAAGACAAAGUUGCUAUAAUAACCGGCGCCAGUUCCGGUAUAGGGGAAGGGGUUGCGGUUCAUUUAGCGAGUCUAGGAUGCCGCCUCGUGCUUACCGGAAGGACGCAGGAAAAACUGGACCGCGUGAUUAAGAAAUGCCGCACCGCCGGAUGUGCUGAGGGAAAUUUGGUGGCAAUUUCCGGUGACAUCACGACCCACGCCACGCGGAUGAACGUCGUCGAACAAGCGGAAGUUCGGUGGGGUCGCCUCGAUAUUCUGAUCAACAACUCUGGUAUAGUCUGCACCACGAGUCUCGCUAACGUCACAAAGGUAGACUAUGACCUCACGUUCGACAACAAUAUUCGAUGUCACGUGCUCAUGACGAAAGCUUGCCUGCCAUAUCUCGUAAAAACUAAAGGCUGUGUGAUAAAUAACUCAAGCGCAUACAGUCAAACACCAAAUAUAGAUCACGGUGUUUAUUGUAUGACAAAAGCUGCCAUGGACAUGUUCACCAAGUGUUUAGCGUUAGAAAUGGGCCCAAAAGGCGUUCGUGUCAAUUCUAUAAACCCCGGUCUCAUAGCCACAAAUAUGUAUCGAAAGAAAGAGGUCAAGAUGAAGGAUGAUGCUUUCUUUCAGAAGUAUCUAGAGGAAAACGCCGCCCAGACGCCACUCGGACGGACGGGAUUGCCACAUGACUGCGCCCAGGCCGUCGCGUUCCUGGCGUCCGACGCGUCAAGCUUCAUUUCCGGUGAGACGCUGUUCGUGGACGGAGCGCGCAGCCUGGUGUCCGUGAAUGACGCCAAGCCUAAGGCCGAGGAAACCAUGGAAACAUCUUAAAGAAUUGAAUGAAGGACUGUUCGUUUUAUUAUAUGAGUCUUUGGACAGGAUUUGAAUGAAACGAUAUAUUUGUAGUCAUGUGGUAUUUCGACAGGAUUUAUUAGAUAGAUUAGUGCGAUAUAAAAUAUAAACGUAUGAAAGUAUUCGUGUUCUAAUGAACAUGCAAAACGUAUGACCGAUGUGGGAUGCGUGUAUUUACUUAUAUAAUAGAGUCAUGAUAUUUAGAUUAAACUUAUUUUAUUUACAACGAUUGUGAAAGAAGUUAUUACAGCAUUACAUGUAUAUUAAUCACUCUCGUUGGCACGUUGUUACGCGAGAGUGUGGUCUAGUGUUGUCGGGGAGUACCCGAAGGAAACCCAAUUGUUCAGCUUGGUGCCCAACAGCCAAACUCACAGCCAUGAUAUGUUACUCCUGUUCUUGCUAUUAUGUGCCAUGUGAAAUGAACGAAAGGUUAUUGGACAGUUAAGAAGUCAGUUAGUGUUCACCUAGCUGUUAAAUCAGUGUGUCACACUAUUUUAUAAGUGUGUCGCAUAGAACGCGUGUGAAAUUGUGUCAAGCUUCUAUUAGGUGUGUAUAUGUCUGUUUUCCUCAAUGAUUGUGAAAUGUGUCACUUGUCAAUGUUUUUUGAAAUAUUUCACACGUCAAUAUUUGUGCCAUAUUUCACAUGUCAAUGUUUGUGCCUUAUGUCACACGUCAAUGUUUGUAAAAAAUUUCACAUGCCAGCGUUUCUGAAAUGUUUCACGUGUAUAUGUUUCUGAAAUAUGUCACAUGUCAAUGUUUGUGAAAUAUUUCAAUUGUCAAUGUUUGUGCCUUAUUUCACAUGUCAAUGUUUGUGCCUUAUGUCACACGUCAAUGUUUGUAAAAGAUUUCACAUGCCAACGUUUGUGAAAUGUUUCAUGUGUAUAUGUUUAUGAAAUAUGUCAUAUGUCAAUGUUUGUGAAAUAUUUCAAUUGUCUAUGUUUGUGAAAUAUUUUAUAUGUCAAUGUUUGUGAAAAAUGUCGUAUGUCAAUGUUUGUAAAAUAUGUCGCAUGUCAAUGUUUAUGAAAUAUUUCACAUGAUAAUGUUAAUGAAACAUGUCUUAUGUCAAGAUUUGCGAAAUAAGGCAUGGUUUUAUCACAGCGUAGCAUGUUUUUUGGGUCACAUACUUGAGUACAUAUGUAAAAUAUAUUAGAUUUUUGUGCAUUUUGCUAAAUUUCUCCACAAACGAAUACGUGUGAUAUUGUUCACAAUGAGCAAUUUUACGUUUUUUAGUGCGUGUGUGCGUGCGUGCGUGCGUGUCAUUAUGACAUUAAUUAUACCAUUAUGACAGUCAUAAUAAACCCCAUUAAAAUGUGAAAUGCGCGGCAUUAUAUUGAAAUGCAAUGUGUAUAUAAUAUAUAUAAUAUACUAGAGAAAUCUUUUGUGAACUAUGUAGUUUGGAAUAUUUAGAAACAAGUGUUGUUUAAACGUGCAUUUAGCGCGCCUUGCCGUGCAAUGCAUAUUACAUGUAUAAAGUGUACAAUGUUUGAGUAUCGAUUCUAAAUGAACUUCAAUUCAAUACUCUUUUGACAACAUGUAAUAGUAACUGUCCCACAGUCUGAGCAUUUGAAAUAACAUUUCAGCGCGAGUGAAGUGUUUCAAUAACGAGGGUGGAGGCUGUUUUAUACCAUGUUGUCAUUGACAACGUUCAAUAACUACAGUGUGAAUAAGUGAAUAUCGUUGUAUUCUAUUCGCACGGCACUUAUAACUCCGGCUCUAUGUUAUCGGUCGACAAAUUCAACCCUUUGAACAAACUGUUUUGUACCUAGCAUGCACACACAUUACAUAGCUAUUCCUUUAUACCACAUGAUAGUUUUAGAACGUUCUAGGGCAAGUGUUAAGUUUACAUCACGAGGGUGGAGUAACUGUUUUGUACCAUGUUGUCAUUAACAACGUUCAAUAACUACAGUGUGAAUAAGUGAAUAUCGUUGAAUUCUAUUCGCACGUCACUUAUUACUCCGGCUCUAUGUAAUCGCUCAACAAGUUAAACAUUUGAACAAACUUUUUUGUACCUAGCAUGCACACACAUAACAUAGCUAUUCCUUUAAACCACAUGAUUAUUUUAGAACGUUCUAGGGCAAGUGUUAAGUUUAAAUCACGAGGGUUGAUUACUGUUUGUACCAUGUUGCCAUUAACAACGUUCAAUAACUACAGUGUGAAUAAGUAAAAAGCGUUGUAACUUAUCCGCACGCCACUUAUAACUCCGCCUCAAUGUAAUCGCUCAACAAAUUAAACCCUUUGAACAAACUGUUUUGUAUCUAGCAUGCAUACAUAUAACAUAGAUAUUCAUUUAUACCACACGAUAGUUAUUGAACGUUGCUAUUGACAACAUUGUUCACACAGUUACGUAACCCAUUUCCCUCGUGAUUGAAAUUAUACACUCCCGCGAAGAGUUCGUGUUUAAUUUCAAUAAAUCAGGUUGUGGGCGGAGUAACAAUUACAUACUGUGUUAGAGCACGCACUAAAUACAAUUAGAAUACAACCUUAACUUUCAGCCAAUCAAAUUGCAGAUCGGCAAGUAUUAUGCUUAAUCAUUAAGAAUUUCAUCUUUCGCGGAUUGUUAAAGGUCCGCCCACUGCCUCUCAUCCCAUACACACUCCCUGUGUCCGAUUUUGCGUUGAUAAUGUGUACGCCAAUGAGGUUGUAUUCUAAGAUAGUUAGAUGACCUGAAGUAAUAUUUUAAUGAUUAAGAAGGGCUCGUUCGCUACUCUCACUCUGUGCAUUCUUAAUUAUUAAAUUGUAACUUCAUGGCAUCUUAGUAUUACUAAGAUGACCGUUGUCUAUACGCAAAACAAAGACUGUUUCAUAUUAUAAUUAAACUGCUGAAUGUGUAAAAUUGUGAUCAAAGUUCACUUUGUUGUAUAACAAAAAUAUUUGUAGACAUUAAACAGCAAGUAUGGAUUUUUGAAAUACUUGUCUGAAAAUUAAUAUACGCGAUUUAUGUAUGCUACAUGUUUAUUUGUAUUCGGACAGAAUGUUCUAUGAAUAUUUUAUUAAAUUGUCGAAGUUAUUGUA